Python bivittatus (Burmese python) is the source of this 2978-nucleotide messenger RNA. Lineage: Eukaryota; Metazoa; Chordata; Lepidosauria; Squamata; Pythonidae. The record is from RefSeq and is a predicted model, not a curated record.
GAGACCUGCUCGCAGGCGGUGGCCCUGGCCGAGGGCUUCCUGCUGAGCCAAGCCGCCGGCGAGGAGGAGCUGCGGGAGAGGCAGUUGCAGGAGCCGGUCAUGGGAGAGAUCCCAGCAGAGCUCCAGGGAAGAGAUCGAUCCACUCCGUCUCAAGAGCUGCUUUUCAGGAGGAUCCAACUCAGACCACCUCGCCAGGGUUCUGGUCCCUUUGAAGAGGUGGCUGUGGACUUCACAGAGGAGGAGUGGGCAUUGCUGGAUUCUGGCCAGAGGGCCUUGUGCAGGGAAGUCAUGCUGGAGAUUUCAAGGAAUAUGGCUGCUCUGGCUGGUGAUGGGCCGGAGAAUGACAAUGACAAUCAGGCGACGUUAAUGCCACUGCAAACAGCAGAGCGUGAAGUCAAAGAAGUUACAUUUGACCAUCAAGGAAAUCCAAAAAGGCAAGAGAGAAGUCACUCAGAAGAUGGAGGGGAGAAGUCCUCCACUUCUCUCCCUGUUGAAAUCCAUGGCUUCCAGACCCUGCAAGAUCAGAAAGGGAAGAGAAGGGGAAAAUAUGGGAGAAGAGAGAAAAAUGAAUUUGAUUUAAGUGAAUACGGCAAAAGCCAGACUAAAGGAAAAGAAUAUCGCUACAGACAGUAUGGAAAAUACAUCAAUCAUUCUUUUUCUCUUACUUUACCUAAGAAACUGUACAGGAAACACAAACCACAUACAUUUAUAAAAUUUGGGAAGGGUUUCAGUCUAAGCAGAGAGAUGAAACUAUGCAUGAAGUGUGGAAAGAGCUUCAGUAGCAGCAGUACUCUUAAUCGCCAUCAGAGGAUCCAUACAGGUGAGAAACCAUAUAGUUGCAUGGAGUGUGGAAAAAGCUUUUGUCGGAACACACAGCUUAUUCAUCAUAAAAGGAUCCAUACUGGGGAGAGACCAUAUAAAUGCACGGAGUGUGGAAAGAGCUUUAUUGAGAACAGAGACUUUACUCGCCACCAAAGAAUCCACACAGGGGAGAGACCAUAUAGGUGCAUGGAGUGUGGAAAGAGCUUUAUUGACAGCAGAGACCUUAGUCGCCACCAAAGGAUCCACAGAGAGGAGAGACCAUAUAAAUGCAUGGAGUGUGGAAAAAGCUUUAAUGACUACAGCACCUUUACUCAUCAUGAAAGGAUCCACACUGGAGAGAGUCGAUAUAAAUGCAUAGAGUGUGGAAAAAGCUUUAACAACCAUGAGACCUUUACUCAUCAUAAAAGGAUCCAUACAGGUGAGAAACCAUAUAAGUGUAUAGAGUGUGGAAAGGGCUUUAUCCGGAAAGGACAUCUUACUCGUCAUGUAAGGAUCCACACAGGGGAGAAACCUUAUAAAUGCACAGAGUGUGGAAAGGGCUUCAGUACUAACUGUAAUCUGACUCGCCAUCAGAGGAUCCACACAGGAGACAAACCUUAUAGUUGCAGGGAGUGUGGAAAGAGAUUCAUUGAGCAUAGUGACCUUACUUCCCAUCAAAGGACCCACACAGGGGACAGACCAUAUAAAUGCAUGGAGUGUGGAAAGAGUUUUUUUGACAAUAGUGACCUUACUCGCCACCAAAGGAUCCACACAGGAGAUAAACUGUAUAAAUGCAUGGAGUGUGGAAAGAGCUUUACUCAAAAAGGAAAACUUAAUUCUCAUAAGAGGAUCCACACAGGGGAGAGACCAUAUAAAUGCAUGGAGUGUGGAAAGAGCUUUAUUGACAACUGUGACCUUACUUCUCACCAAAGGAUCCACACAGGGGAGAGACCUUAUAAAUGCAUGGAUUGUGGAAAAAGCUUUCGUCGGAACACAGAACUUAUUCAUCAUAAAAGGAUCCACACUGGGGAGAGACCAUAUAAAUGCAUGGAGUGUGGAAAGCGGUUUACUCAGAAAGGACAUCUUACUCACCAUGAAAGAAUCCACACAGGGGAGAGACCUUAUAAAUGCAUGGAUUGUGGAAAAAGCUUUCGUCGGAACACAGAACUUAUUCAUCAUACAAGGAUCCACACUGGGGAGAGACCAUAUAAAUGCAUGGAGUGUGGAAAGCGGUUUACUCAGAAAGGACAUCUUACUCACCAUGAAAGAAUCCACACAGGGGAGAAACCAUAUAAAUGCCCAGAGUGUGGAAAGAGCUUUGCUCAGAAAGGACAACUUAAUUCUCAUGAAAGGAUCCACACAGGGGAGAGACCUUAUAAAUGCAUGGAGUGUGGAAAAAGCUUUCGCUGGAGCACAGAACUUAUUCAUCAUGAAAGGAUCCACACUGGGGAGAGACCAUAUAAAUGCAUGGAGUGUGGAAAGCGGUUUACUCAGAAAGGACAUCUUACUCACCAUGAAAGAAUCCACACAGGGGCGAAACCAUAUAAAUGCACAGAUUGUGGAAAGAGCUUUGCUCAGAAAGGACAACUUAAUUCUCAAGAAAAGAUCCACACAGGGGAGAGACCUUAUAAAUGCAUGGAGUGUGGAAAGCGGUUUACUCAGAAAGGACAUCUUACUCACCAUGAAAGAAUCCACACAGGGGCGAAACCAUAUAAAUGCACAGAUUGUGGAAAGAGCUUUGCUCGGACAGGACAACUUAAUUCUCAUAAAAGGAUCCACACAGGGGAGAGACCAUAUAAAUGAAUGUAGUGUGGAGAAAGCUUUAACAAUCACAAGACCUUUACUCAUGAAAGCAUCCACACUCGGGAAAAUCCAUACAAAUGCAAGGAGUGUGGAAAAAGCUUUAACAACCACUAGACUUUUACUCAUCAAUAAUGGAUCCGUACAGGUGAUUAAUCAUAAAAAUGCAUAGAGUGUGGAAAGAACUUUAGUGGUGAAGAACAUCUUACUGGUCAUGAAAGGAUCCACACAGGGGCGAAACCUUAUAAACGUAUAGAGUGUGGAAAGGCCUUCAGUAGAAACCUAUCUGACUUGCCGUGGGAGGAUCCACACAGGGGAGAAACCUUAUAGUUGCAUGGAGUGUGGAAAAAGCUUUCGUCAGAACACAGAACUUAUCA